AUGGCGAAGCUCAUCCUGCUGCUGCUGCUGCUGGUGGCGUUCUUGGCGAUGGCCGCAACGAAAGCAGAGGCGCAACCGGCGUCGUCAGGCGGUCCGGAGCCGACGGGGGUGGGCAUCAAGGUGUCUUUCCGUCCCAGCGUGGCCAUAGUGGUGGGCAUCUUCACCAUGAUCUUCUCCCUCACCUUCCUCCUCCUCAUGUACGCCAAGUUCUGCCACAACUCCUCCUCGCCGCCCUUGCUGCCCACCACCAACAGCCCCAGCCGCAUGGCCACCGGCACCACCGCGGUCGACGCCGAAGCGAACAGUGGUGUGGGCAAGGCGGUGAUCGAGUCGCUGCCCUUCUUCCGGUUCGCAGCGCUGCGUGGCGCACGGCAGGGGCUGGAGUGCGCGGUGUGCCUGGCCCGGUUCGACGACGCCGACCUGCUCCGGCUCCUCCCGCGCUGCCGCCACGCCUUCCACCUCGACUGCGUCGACCGCUGGCUCGCCACCAGCGCCAGCUGCCCGCUCUGCCGCACCCGCGUCCAUGCCGACGACGCCGACCUCGGCCUCAAGUACGCUGCCGCCAGCGCGCGUUUCGUCUUCGGCGCCGCAGCGGACGACCACCCUUCCGCGGACACUGCCCCGGUGGUAAUGUCAGGGACGUCAGGUCGUGACCUCAUGGCGGGCAUAUUCGUGGAGCGCGUCCCGUCGUCUCGCUUUGGCGUAGGCGGCGAGAAUAGCAAUGAUCUGGACAGGCACCGGCACCGCAUCGUGAUGUCGGACCUGGUCUUCAAGAGCCGGUGGAGCGACCUCAACUCCGCCGACCUCCUCGCGCUCGACACCGAGAUGCUGCGCUCCUUCUCCAGCGGCCACUUGGACGUCGGCGAAGACAUUGUUUUUGUCGGACAUCACGAGGAGGAGCACGCUACUACCAGUCUAGAAGACAGCAGCGGACCGGUGGAGAAGAAGCGGCUGCUUGAGAAAGCAGACCAGCAGGCUUCGUCGUCGGCAUCGAUAAGAGGUGGUGGGUCGUCCGGGGCACGGUCCAUGUCGGAGAUCGUGAGGCUGCCGAGGGUGGCGAGGCCGAUGGCCAGGACAGAGGAGGAGAGACGGUGGGCGCCCAUCGCUCGCCGGACGGCGCGGUGGUUCGCCAUGAGGGAGGGGGACACCGUUGACGGACACGUCCGAGCCUCAUCCUACCCCUCCUUGCGUGCAUAG
Lolium rigidum is the source of this 1197-nucleotide messenger RNA. Its product is annotated as putative RING-H2 finger protein ATL12. The coding region runs from base 1 to 1197 and encodes 398 amino acids. The record is from RefSeq and is a predicted model, not a curated record. The transcript has a single exon. NCBI's taxonomy places the organism in Eukaryota, Viridiplantae, Streptophyta, Magnoliopsida, Poales, Poaceae.